Notechis scutatus (mainland tiger snake) is the source of this 1102-nucleotide messenger RNA. It is a transcript of the gene CSF3, whose product is annotated as colony stimulating factor 3. Gene Ontology annotation, cellular component: extracellular region. Gene Ontology annotation, biological process: positive regulation of myeloid cell differentiation; immune response. The record is from RefSeq and is a predicted model, not a curated record. Gene Ontology annotation, molecular function: granulocyte colony-stimulating factor receptor binding; cytokine activity. NCBI's taxonomy places the organism in Eukaryota, Metazoa, Chordata, Lepidosauria, Squamata, Elapidae.
UUCUUGUCAGUAUUGCACUUUCUUGGUUAAUGUGCUUAGGUGCACCUCACCCAGAAUUUUCUGGAGAUCCUGGCUUACAUCAGUUUGUUUCGAAAAAUAAGGAGUUUGCCAUGCGGAUAAAGGCUGAUCUCCUUGUAUUGAAUGGGCUUCUGCGUAAAGCAUUGAGCUUUGGCAGCAACAGAGAACUGAUGGCAAUAGAGAAACUCUUGGGCAUUCAACAAGUUAAUAUCUCUCAUUGCCAGCAGGACCCCUGUGACAUGGAAAGCUGCUUCAAUCAGAUACAGGCAGGCCUCCAAACCUACUCUGGUUACCUCUCGCAUAUUCACCAAAUCUUAACAACUUACUCUGACAAAGUACUUAGUGUUCAACUGGAUAUUUCCAACUUGUCCCACAACAUUCAACAACAGAUGGAAGAAAGCAGCCUGACCAGUGUUGUCUAUCCACAGGCAGAAAAUGAGCCCAGAUUUGUGGAAGUUCAAGGAGAAAUUGGAAGUUACCUGGUCCUCUGCAAACUCCAGAAAUUUAUGGAUAUGAUUUUCCGGGCCCUGAGGCACUGUAGCACAUAAGGGAAAUCUAUGGAGAAUUCUCACAAAAGACCUUGAAGCUGAAAUAGUUCUGUGCACAAAAGGAAGUCCUAAGCCCUGCUUUCGUCUGGCAGGAUUGCUCUGGCAGGCAGAAUUCCAGCUUCUCUGUCUUUGUUUUUAAUUUAUUUUAAAUGUUUAUACACCAUUUUAAUACACUGAAAGUAGGAGACAAUAAAGUAAUUCAGAUAAAUUUAGCUCUAAAUGAAAUAAUAUUAACUGAGUUUGUACAACAUGUUAGAUUAGACUAAAGUUGAGCUGGGUUGCUUGAGAUUCAGCAUGUUGUGAAAAGCAAGCUAUUGUCUUCUAUCGUGAACACUCCAUUCUCUUAAGUCACUGUUUCUCAAACUCAGCAAUUCUGGCUUUGAGGAAAGUUGGAAGUCUUAAGGGUUGCUAAGGUUGACAAACACUGGGUUAAGUUGUAAUUCGUUUUAAAACUGACUGUUUAAUUUUUUUAUAGAUUAGCAUUCAUUCACUUCUAUUGGUAUGAUAAUCAGAGAAGAGCAUCUCACACAUGUACG